Messenger RNA from Arachis stenosperma, 2020 nucleotides. Its product is annotated as LOB domain-containing protein 13-like. The transcript has 3 exons. Bases 152 to 964 code for a protein of 270 amino acids. Lineage: Eukaryota; Viridiplantae; Streptophyta; Magnoliopsida; Fabales; Fabaceae. The record is from RefSeq and is a predicted model, not a curated record.
UAUAAAGAGCAUUGACCUACUUUUCUCCCUAAUUGCUUCCUUUCCUUUUAAUUUAGCUCUACUUUUCCUUUUCUUUGUGUCUGUGUCUGAAACAAAAACCUUUCUUUUUUCCCAUCUCAAUCCACCCCAUAGAUCAAGACAAUCAACAAGCAUGUUUGGAUGUCCUGAGACAGAAAGAAUAGAUGAGAUAGCAAAGAAGGUGAAGAAAGAGGGAGAAUUAUUAUUAUCAUCAAGUUGUAGUGAAAGUGAAAUAGAAAUAAUGGGGAGGAAGCAAAGCUUAAACACAGUGACACCAUGUGCUGCUUGCAAGCUUCUUAGAAGAAGGUGUGCUGAGGAGUGUCCCUUCUCUCCUUAUUUCUCACCACAUGAGCCUCAAAAGUUUGCUGCUGUUCAUAAAGUCUUUGGUGCAAGCAAUGUCUCCAAGAUGCUCAUGGAAGUAGGAGAGGGGCAAAGAGCAGAUGCCGCAAACAGUUUGGUAUAUGAAGCAAACUUGAGAUUAAGAGAUCCAGUUUAUGGAUGCAUGGGUGCAAUUUCAGGUUUGCAGCAACAAAUUCAAACAUUGCAAGCAGAAGUCAAUGCUGUUAGGGCUGAGAUUCUCAAAUACAAAUAUAGAGAAGCUGCUGCCACUGCCACUGCCACUCUCAUUUCCAUGAAUCAUCAUCAUCAUCAUCAUCUUCCAUCUAAUAAUAAUAAUAAUCAAGCACCAAUUAUAAUCAAUAAUAAUAAUGAUAAUAAUGCUGCAAACUCUUCAUCACAACAACAAGGUAUUUCUCAACCUCCUCCUCUUCCUCCUCCGCCUUUGCGCCCUGCGCCGCCAAAUCCAUCUUUACCUUCACCUUCUACUGUUGUGCUUUCGUCGUCUUUGUCUUCGUCUUCGGCUUCUUCUGUUUACAACAACACUCCACCUAAAACCACAUUGAGUCAUGGAUCCAUUACUAGUGAAAGUGUUCCUUACUUUGCUUAAUUAAUUAUUUGGUCUAAUAAUUAAUUAGUAUGAUGUCCAAUUUUUGUUUCUUUUUUAUUUUUAAUUAAAAUAUUCAUUAUUUUGUGUGGGGAAAUUGAACAACCAUGCUACUAAUUCCAACUCUUGUAUUUCUCUUAGCUUGAGUCACGGCCUUAUAUUUUAAUUUGGUCUUCUCUCCUGUUUUGGUUGGUUGAGAGAGCUUCAAUUAUGGGGAAGGGAAAUCCACAUUCAUUAUUAUUGUUCCCCAGUGAUACUCUCAACUUGUAGUAGUAUUCUUUAUAUUUCUUUUCACAUGCGCAUAUAUAUUAUGAUGAGUUUAAUGCGCAAAAAAUAGUGGUUCAAUUACACAGGUUCUUCUAGAUGAUCAUUUUCGUGUUAAUAUGAAAAGAGCAAUGCUAGGGGCCAGCAAUUUUUGUGAUUAGUAGCCAUCAAAAAACCAUCAAUGAUGAUUUAAUGGUGUGAGAUUGAUUUGAGAUUUCAUCUAGUGGCUCAUUUUUCUCUGUUAAUUACAUGCUGGCCAAAAUUUAUUAAAAUUGCUGCCUCCUAAACUUUUCCAUAUAAAAAAUAGUUAUUUUAUUUAUCAUGAUUAGAUAUACAUGUAUUUUACAUUUUAUACUUUUUCAAUUAUGUAAAAAUAAUGCAUUCGGAGUGUAGGCACAGUUAAUUAGCAUAUAGAUUACGUCCCGUAUCUUUUUAUCAAUUUCAUGCAUGUAUUGCAAUAUAAUUUUCAUGGCGUAUACUAUUUUCUUUCUCUUAAUUAGAAGGUAGUAUUAAUCUUUUCAAGGAAAUAUAAAACUGAUGAAGGGAAACUGUAAUAAUCUAGACUCUUCAAUCUACAUAUUGAGAAGGGAAACUGCAUAAUCAUAAAUUAUUAAUAAGGGGAACUUAAUACUCUAUCACCCAAUUUUAUUCAAUAAAUAAAUAAAUUCAUUUAUUAAUUUUUCUUUAAUUAUCUUUUUAUCCUUUUUCAUUUUUUCCCUCUCCUCAGUACAUAUUUUUUGCCCACAAUUAUUAGCCACCCACCACCACCGUCGCUGUUGGCUUCCAUCAUAGUUC